AUGGCAAACACUGGGUCUUCUGUGGCUAGAGGUGGGGAAUUUCUAGUGAUAUGGUCCAAUCAUCCGCUUGCACCGAUGGCCAAUCGCAUCAGCUUAUGUGGCUUCAGUCAGUGCCGGAUUGACACUGCUGUUGGCUUCGUCACUCGUGUCGUUGGACAGCUUGCUUGGUCAUUGGGUAUUCGUGACCUUACAGUGAAAUGUGAUAGCACUUUGGCUGUUAAGAUGGUUUAUGAUGAGAUUACUCCACAGGAGAGCAUGAGAGCUCUUAUUACUUCAAUUAGACAGUUGCUGGUGUUGCAAUGGAACUGUCAUUGUUAUAAUGGCCACGUAUACAGAGAAGCAAAUCAUUCAGCAGAUCACCUUGCUCAGUUGGCAACUCAGUUUUCUUUGGGAUUUCAUGUGCUUAACCAACCUCCUUCUCUUGUUCCUUGGUUGUUACAUGAUGCUAAUGAGUAG
Jatropha curcas is the source of this 456-nucleotide messenger RNA. RefSeq lists its product as uncharacterized. The record is from RefSeq and is a predicted model, not a curated record. Gene Ontology annotation, molecular function: RNA-DNA hybrid ribonuclease activity; nucleic acid binding. Lineage: Eukaryota; Viridiplantae; Streptophyta; Magnoliopsida; Malpighiales; Euphorbiaceae.